AUGAAGCUGCAGACUGCCCUUCUGUUGGUCUGUCUAUUCAAGACAAGCUUUGCUCUUCCAGUACAGAUUGGAAUCAUCGCAAGCAACAGCAAUGAGCUCCUACGACUGAAUGGACUAACUUUUGCAACACUUGGACAAACACAGGCGUCUUCACUAAUACCCCAGUAUGUGCUGCAGCAGCAGCAGCCCGAGGUGCUGCUCACCCCACAGGUGGUGAACUUGAACCCGCAAGUGACCGGUCCCUUCAGUCCCCAGGGGCCUCAGCUGUUUCUCCCCAACCAGGGCAACCAGCUAACGCCUGUGAUCCUCCCCAACGGCCAGCAAGAGCAGCUUGGACCUCCACAGGAUCCCAACAAUCCUACUAUCCCUCAGCAGGCCCAAAACCCUGUUCAGAUGUUUCCAAAUUUCCAGUAUCCAUCUUAUGGAUAUCCUCAAUUUCCCAGACAGCAGGGCUUCCCUUACUUUUUGCCUCCUUACGGCUACCCCCAGCAGAGGAACACUGCCGUGCUGCAGCCGAACAACAGUCAGCAAAAGCUGGAGAGAACCACACAGAGACCACAGCUCCCUCUGCAGCAAGCCUCCCAGCCUAAGGUACAGACAGAAAGAAAAGAGACGACCACAAUUCCUCCUGAUCCUCGUGGCGACACAUCCGGCCCAGGAGUUGAUGAGGGUCGCUCCAACUUCCCCUUCCUGUUUGAGCCUUAGAUUUCACCUGGGAAGUCGCAAUGAGGGGAUCACUCAAAAAUGCAUUCAUGUGUGUUUGGCCAAGUCGCUCAUUCGUCUGCAAAAUGUAC
This is a messenger RNA of Epinephelus moara (kelp grouper), 794 nucleotides long. RefSeq names its product odontogenic, ameloblast associated (gene odam). The transcript has 9 exons. The coding region runs from base 1 to 705 and encodes 234 amino acids. Lineage: Eukaryota; Metazoa; Chordata; Actinopteri; Perciformes; Serranidae. The record is from RefSeq and is a predicted model, not a curated record.